GUGGAGCAGUACCAAAUUCAGAUAUUGACCAAGUCAUUCAUUGUGACAAAAUGUUGUAUUAUUGAGAGUACUGCAAAUGUGAGAGUGGUGUUAUUGUUAAAGCAAGAAACGCGGAAAACAGGGUGGGCCCCAUCUCAGGAAUGGAGUGGCGAGGGUGAUGAUUGAGAUGGCGGAAGCGCCGAGAAAGAAGGCACUGCAGGAAUGGCGCUGCCAUGGUUGAAAUUGAAAGCAAAACGAAAACCCUCUUCACUCUCAGUAAUCCUCACUACCACUCUCCUUCUUCUGGUCUUGUUGUUCUUCGCGAUAAACCCUCCUUCUCCUUCUCCCAUUGCCACACCACGCAGGUCACUCCUCCUUGCUCCCUCACCGUGUUCCGGCAAAUCCGAUGGAAUCCUCAACUACCAGUGCCUCUUCCCACAACACACCGCUCUCUCCAUCCCCUUCCUCUCCCUCUUCCUCCUCCUCCACUUCUACAUCCUCAUCACCACCGCCCAGGACCACUUCUCCCUCGUCACCACCAAACUCGCCUCCCACCUCGCCCUCUCCCCCAGCAUGGCCGCCGUCACGCUUCUCUCCCUCGGCAACGGCGCCCCCGACGUCUUCUCCUCACUCGCAGCCCUCCGCGCCGGCCAGUACCGCACUGGCUUCGGCGCUAUACUCUCCGCCGGCACCUUCGUCUCUGCCCUCGUCGUCGGCUUCGUCGCCAUCUACGCCGCGCCCUUCUCCGUCGAUCCCGCGCCCUUCGUUAGGGAUGUUCUCUUCUACCUCACCGCUGCAAUGUUCCUCUUCUACGUCUACCUCAGCGCCGAGAUUUUCCUUUGGCAGGCCGUUGGAUUCGUUGCCUUCUACUUGUUCUUCGUAGGGUUUGUCUUCUACAUGGACUUGGGGAUGGCAGAUCGCACUCAAAAGAGUUCCGCGGAUCUCGAGGGACAGUUGGAAUCGGAUCCCGACCCUGUAGUUUCGAGAUCAGCCGAGGGAGAGAAACGCGCUUCCGGAGUGCGUGGAGUGUUUCGAUUGAUUUCAAAAACAUGGGAGCUUCCUGUGGAAACUCUCCUGAGAUUGACGAUCCCUCAACCAGCACCAGCACAAUGGAGCAGAUUUUAUGCAUCAGCCAAUAUUGCACUUUGUCCACUGGCCCUCUUGUAUGCCUGCAACUCAUUCAUGCCAUUUAACCACCCCAUAGUUUUCCUCCUCCCCAACACUCACUUUCCCCUCUGGUCAGUAGUUUUCAUGACAAGUUUCUCUCUUGCAUUUCUUCAUUUUAUAAUCGAAAAGCAACCCCCCAAAACAGAGCAUCUGCCUGUGGUUGUGAUGGCAUUUGUGAUGAGCGUGUUCUGGAUAUCUACUACAGCCGGAGAGCUGGUGAAUUGCCUGGAAGCUAUAGGCACACAUCUGAAACUGCCGCCUGCACUCCUGGGUCUUACUGUGCUGGCAUGGGGAAAUUCAGUAGGUGAUCUUGUCGCCGAUGUUGCAGUCGCCAAAGCCGGUCAUCCGGCGAUGGCGAUGGCGGGUUGUUUCGCCGGACCAAUGUUCAACAUGCUUGUUGGCCUUGGAAGUGCUUUAGUCAUACAGACGGCCAAUGUAUACCCUAAUGCUUAUCAGCUUAAUUUCCACGUUGGUAUAGUGAUAGCAUUUGUUUUCCUGCUUUUAAGCCUUAUGGGGUCUCUCUUAGUGAUCACUUGGUGCAGAUUCAGAGUGCCUAGGUUUUGGGGAUUCUGUCUGGUAGGCAUCUAUGCUGCUUUUACUGCAGCAAGUUUAGGAAUAGCCAUGUUCUCAGGGUGAUUUUUUUUAGGUAGAUCUAUGAUUUAUAUUCAUACUCAAACUCAACCAUAAGCUAAAUCCUCAUAGAUGGCAUUAUUGAAAGAAGUAUUCAGCACGUAUAUAUGUUUAUGAUGAGUUCCCUUUUAGGUUUCUCCAUUAGGUUUAGGUAGGAAAAAAAAAAUUAGUUGGGUCCUGAUCAUUGGAAUUUUUUAACAUAACAUUGUUAUACCUAUCUGUUACUGGUUCUGCUCACUGACAUUUUUUUCACAAUUGAUUUUUUUUUUUAAAGUUUUGUGAAACUGAAGGUGAGAUUGAUUGUACUUGUAAUCGGUAAUAAAAUUAAUGUUUUGACAUCUUA
This is a messenger RNA of Vigna unguiculata (cowpea), 2119 nucleotides long. It is a transcript of the gene CAX11, whose product is annotated as cation exchanger 11. Gene Ontology annotation, cellular component: membrane. Gene Ontology annotation, biological process: monoatomic cation transport; transmembrane transport. Gene Ontology annotation, molecular function: monoatomic cation transmembrane transporter activity. Lineage: Eukaryota; Viridiplantae; Streptophyta; Magnoliopsida; Fabales; Fabaceae. The record is from RefSeq and is a predicted model, not a curated record.